AUUAUUAAUUAUGUAAUUAGAAAAAGAGAGCAAGUAGUCGUUUCUUUAUAAAUUACCUUUAUAAAAGACAUGGGUAUAAUGGUUAGCACUUGGAUUAGCUUGCUUUCUAUUAUUUGGAGAUGCAUAUGCUUUUGAUAAUCCAAUGGCAUUAUAAUCAACAAUACAAACAGAAAUGAAUCUUAAUAAUGUUUAAUUCAAUAUGCUUUAUUCAAUAUAUUCAGCUCCAAAUAUCAUAUUACCAUUUUUUGGUGGAAUUUUAAUUGAUAAAAUAGGAGUAAGAGUAAGUAUCUUGAUAUUUUCAUCAAUAUUAAUAUUGGGAUAGAGUAUAGUAGUGAUUGGUGGAUAUACAUUAUCAUAUGGAACAAUGUUAGCUGGCAGAUGUAUAUUUGGUAUAGGAUCAGAAAGUUUGAAUGCAGCAUAAGCAGCAAUAAUGUCUUAAUGGUUUUAAGGAGGAUAAGUAAGUUUAGCUUUAGGUUUAUGUUUAUCAAUUCCAAAAUUAGGAAGUGCUAUGAAUAGUUUAGUAAGUCCUUUGAUUUAAGCAAAUCAUGGAGAGUUAGGAUUUACAUUUUUAGUAGGAUUAUUUAUAGUGAUAUUUUCAUGGUUUUGUGGAUUAGUUUUGAUCUAUUUAGAUAAAAAAAAUGAAGAAUUAAUGAAAUUAUGGAAAGAAUUGAAUCCGAUAGAAGUCAAUAAUGAUAUUAAAGAAGUAUCCUCUGCUUAAGAAAUGAGUUUGUAGAUUAGAAAAAGUGAAUCUACUGAAAGUGAUAGAUCAAUUUCAUUAUUAGACGAUGAAGAUGAUGAUGAUAAAGAGGAUGAUAAAGAAGAAGAAGUAACUAAUCAUGAGACAAAAGAAGAGAUUAAAUUAUCAGAUUUAAAAUAUUUAGAUGGAUCAUAUUGGAUAUUAUCAUGCAUUAUAAUGUUAAGUGAAGCACUUUUUGUUCCUUUUUUAGAUAAUGGAAAUGCGUUCUUUUAAGUUAAAUUUGGUUUUAGUUAAUAAUCUGCAGGUGUUUUACUAACAAUUCCAUAUGUAUUUGCAGCAUGUGUAACUCCAUUUGUAGGAAUAUAUGGGGAUAAAAUUAGAUAAAGAUCCUUAUUAAUUGUCUUAACUACUAUUAUCUUUAUUAUCACUCAUUUAUGUCUGUUACUUAUAUAUUGUAAUGUAAUUCUAUCAAAUUGAUAUUUUACUAGUCUGCUUGUGGAGUAUCAGCUCUACCUUUAUUAUCAUUAGGCCUUUGUUUUUCUUUUUAUUCUGCAAUUUUAAUACCCUCUAUUCCAUUAGUUGUUAAAUCAUAAAUGAUUGGUAUUAUAUUCUAUAAUAUUAAUUAUUAGGAACUGCUUUUGGAUUAUUAGGUGUUAUGUAAAAUACAGCUUUAGCUUUAUUUCCUCUCAUUACUGGAAGCUUAUAUAAUAGUCAUCUUAUUAAUGAGUAAGGAUAAGUAGAUCCAUUUCAAGGGUAAUAACUAUUAAAUACUUUUAUUUUAGAUAUGUUUAUUAAUCCUAUUUCUUUGUUGGUGUUAGUUGCUUUAACUUUGUUAUUGCUAUCACUUUAUAUUUAUUCGAUAAAAAUGGAAGCAAGAAAUUGAGUAGAUUAAAGACCAAGAGUAAAUGA
Messenger RNA from Paramecium sonneborni, 1606 nucleotides. The record is from the annotation of a GenBank genome assembly. Lineage: Eukaryota; Ciliophora; Oligohymenophorea; Peniculida; Parameciidae.